Molecule: messenger RNA, 1725 nt
Organism: Monopterus albus (swamp eel)
Lineage: Eukaryota; Metazoa; Chordata; Actinopteri; Synbranchiformes; Synbranchidae
Gene: samd10a
Product: sterile alpha motif domain containing 10a
Exons: 5
Coding region: 447-974 (175 amino acids)
Biological process (GO): cell surface receptor protein tyrosine kinase signaling pathway
Cellular component (GO): cytoplasmic side of plasma membrane
Molecular function (GO): protein binding
Source: RefSeq, a predicted model, not a curated record
CAGGGCCCGGGGCUGCACUUUGAGCUCACUGCGCUCAUGCAGGCUCUUGAGAAAAAGCCGUGUGUUUGAUUCUCACGACACAGAUAAAAAAAACUGCACAUAAACACACACCCCGCACGCGAGAUCGCGCGCGUCAGUGCCCGUCUGAGCCAGCCGAACCAGUCAGCCAGCUGCUCAGAGACAUUCCUGUCUGUCCUCAACAACUUCAGCCCACAGACUCAAGCAGCAAACAACGACGUGAACUGGUUUUAAGGCAUUUUCCCAGUCAAACCAAUAGGACCCGAGAGGAUGUGGAGUGUCAUUCCUUCUGCCAGACGUCGGUGAAACUUUGGACGGUAAACACAGCGCGGAGCGGAGGAGAGGUGGGCGCAGGACGCGCAGCCUGUGUGUCGGUCACCUGAUAUGAUGAGAAACUGUCUCUAAAUCCACUACCUCACGGAAACGCCAUGGCUGUGGACGCGGCAUCCAGUUUCAGUUUCUGCAGGCCGGCUGUGGAGUACAGGGCUCUGCCUGAGGACUUCAAGCACCAGCUAAUUCAGCAGACAGGUGGAAACCUAACCUGGCAUGAUGGUUGUGGACAGAAAACAGCAGGGGGCAGGACAGUGAAGCUGCUGCAGCAGCCAGGCACAGACACUAUGCAGUACCGUUCUGGUGACAGUUAUGGGAUGUAUCACACAAGCCCAACGCAGCCCAGCCUGAUCCGUCCUGUUGUGAUGUGGUCACAACAAGAUGUUUGUAAAUGGUUGAAGAAGCACUGCCCACACAACUAUCUGACCUACGUGGAGGCGUUCUCUCACCAUGCAAUCACAGGCCGUGCGUUGUUACGUCUGAACAGGGAGAAACUGGAGAGGAUGGGAUUAGUGCAAGAGACGCUUCGACAGGAGUUGCUGCAACAGGUGCUGCAGCUUCAGGUGCAGGAGGAGGGACGCAACCUGCAGCUACUCAGCAGAGAUUCUUUUGGAAAUAUAUCAUAGCCAGAUUUUGUCCUGUUUGAAGAAGUGGACAAUGUGGAACCAUGGAAUAUAUGAUCAAAAGCCUCAAAUGCGAACAAGAUCUGUGGGAUCGAUGCAUCCAGCGAGCAGUGAUAUCCAGGAUUAUGUUUUUAAAGGGCAGCUUAAGUUGGCAGCUCUUCAUUCACUGUCUGUACAACACACAGACAUCAUCUUCAUGGGCUGAGUAUGAACUGUGAUGAAAAAGCAUCAUGACAAUCUGUUUUGUCGAUUUAUUGCUCUAUUCUGUGAAUAAUUAACUACUCCACUCUUACUGUCUGCCUCUCUCUCUGAAACUUUUUUAAUGUUAGAAAAAAGAGCAAAUAAAAAUAUCAAAAUAUCAGAGUUGCAUUCUUUUUCUUUUCUUUUUUGCAAAUGCCUCCUUCAAGGCCAGGAAUGUAUGAUUUACCUUUGAGAGAGAGCAGCCUCAUAACAGCACAUGACUGUAAACUACAUUACCCAUAAUUCCACAGCAUGUUAAGAAGCAACAAGGUUUGGUCUCAAAAGCCAAAGUACUUAGUCUACUGUGCAUUAGAAUGACCCCUGUCGGUGUUUCAUCAUUAUAUUACUGGAUUAUUAUUGCUGCAUUAACACGCAAACAGUUAACAGGUAGAACUGUUAUUUACUCAUUUAAAUACUGUCGAAUAUUUAAAUGUGUAAUAAUGCAUCCUCAUUUUAUAAGCUGAUCACACUUUGUAUGUAAAUACAUCUGCAACACAAGUUUAAUUAAAAUGAU